GUCAGCAGCACACGAAUAGUGCGCUAUUUGUUGCGUGACGCACGGCAUCGAUCGCAUACGUGGGAAACGAGACUUCUGCCGCCAAGAAGACCGCUCUAAUCCUGACGCGUCGGCAAGCAGCACCACAGCAAAGACCACACCGAGGGCUGCACGACGUCGCCGCAGCGAUCAUACAAAAAAGAAGUAGCGAACGAUGCACUGGAUGCUGGCCGCCCUCGCGGCAACGGCGGCCUUCCAGCCGCCGCAAGCGCAACUCACGCCGAGGCGGCCGCGCGCCACCUCGGCCGCCGACGAAGAAGGAUGGCGCUUCGAAGGAAGGUUCGUCUUCGCGCCGCAGCUGGUGAGAGUGCCCGACGACCCGCCCGACGCGUACAUAGUGAACGUCUUCGGCUGGACGCUCGGGGGUGUUGUUGCGCUCCAAUACGACUCGUCGCUCGUCGGCCCCUACUUGGAAUUCGUGGAGAUGGGCGCUUUGGUUGUGAGGAACGGUUGUAUCGGCCAGUGGGGUGCGCGGUUACUCGUUUCAAACGAGGAAGCGAAAGAGGCGUGCGAGGACGUGUGGCGCGUUCCCGCUGGGACACGCUCCCUCAACUAUAUUGAUGAGGGCGGCACGUUGGUUGUCGAAGGUGAUGAUGACUCCUCUAAAAUUCAUGGCUGGUCCCGCGUCAAGGGCGGCCUGCGGCUCUUUGGGUGGCGGUCGCCGGCGUUGCCCGUGUUGUGGACGCCGCAGAUCAAGGCGCUUUGGGCGCCCGUGAAGCUGCCUUCAUCUAGAAAUGUUGAUUUGGACGUGCACGUGCUGGGCCUCUCGGCGACGUCGAUUGCAUUACGGCGAUUCCGAGAUGACCGCGACGUCGAUCGGAUCCCGCUGGGCUUCUGCGUGGCCGCGGACGGGCUGCGGAUCGAUAUUGCCCCGUGGCGCGGGGACCGGUUGUGAAUGUAAUGUUU
Pelagomonas calceolata is the source of this 945-nucleotide messenger RNA. Lineage: Eukaryota; Pelagophyceae; Pelagomonadales; Pelagomonadaceae. The record is from the annotation of a GenBank genome assembly.